Molecule: messenger RNA, 5567 nt
Organism: Dermacentor silvarum
Lineage: Eukaryota; Metazoa; Arthropoda; Arachnida; Ixodida; Ixodidae
Product: TBC1 domain family member 2B
Exons: 19
Coding region: 306-3209 (967 amino acids)
Source: RefSeq, a predicted model, not a curated record
GCACGUGGGCGUGUGCAUCGCAGCUGUAAACAUGAAAGUGAUCGUGGGGGUCUUGACACGGUAGCGCGGUCCGAGCUCCCUUCAGACGGAGUAGAAUGUGUCGCGCCGCGCUCAAAACAACGGGAUUCAAGGACGAAACGAUUCCCGGAGCCGAACGCUUAAUUUUGUGACCCCGCGCUGCCUCGAUCGCGUCUUGUUGCCAACGCUACUUGAAUUGUUAGCGUCGUUCGCUACCUCGGCUGACGACGUCCGUCUCCGAUUACUCCCCUGCACUGCUCGCUGUCGAGCGGUGGAAUGCGCCCGAAAUGGCCAGCGACAAAGGUGACUGCAGCGGCGGAGACGGCGGUGACAACGUGAUCGCGCUCUUGAGCGAAGACGGCAGCACUGCCAGUGGCGAGCCGUCUACCGUGCCCUCGUCCGCGCCGGCGACGGCACCGACUGCGUCGUCACGGACCGCUGCACCCAGCAUUCAAUUGUGCGGAUACCUGAACAAACUGAGCAGCACGAGUCUCGUCAAAGUCUACAAACGCCGCUGGUUUGAGUUCGUCGAGACCAACUGCAAGCUGUACUACUAUCGCGAGCCCGGCGAAUCGAACCCCAUAGGCGAGAUCGACGUCAAGUCGGCGAGUUUCUACCUCGACGUGACCAACUGGGAGAAGCCGGGCGUCUUUGUGAUCCGCACGCCUCAGCGGCAGUAUCACUUGGAAGCCAAAGACCGCCAGGCGAGUUUGUACUGGUUACAAGAACUGCAGCGGUAUCGCCGAGCAUACAGCCUUCAGAGGAAUCUCAACCUCAAGCACAGCCGCUCUGUCUCCGACACAUGUUCAUCCUCGCAGGCAACAAGUGGACUUCUGCACAAGAAGCCGCCGCAGGCCGAGGAAGUGUCCGAAAACGACGAGUCUGACCGAGGCCUGCUCUUAUCUCCGGUCGAGUGCCCCACGACCGUUGUGGGAGAGCACAUUGCCGUGCAGUCGCCUCCAGCUCCCCCUGCCUCUUCCGUGCUCUCCAACUUCAGACAAUCAUUUCAAAAGAAGCAACGAUCUCUGAGCGGCGACGACGGAAAGGUGGAAGGACUGAGCCACUUCUACACCGGAGAAGAGGAGGACAGUUAUGAGUACGAAGACUAUGACAUUCCAUCGUCGCCUACCAAGCUGAAGUCGCCGGCCGUUUUUACCUCUUUCAAGAAAAAGCUGCAGGAAUCCUUUCGGGCUCGGCCCAAGGUGGAAGCUGAGAUGUUCGCCUCGGCACCGCCAAUUCUGCGAAAGCUUCACGAAGGGGUCUGCUGCAAGUGCAAAGAGCUGGAACGAGAAACAAGUGCCUUACGGGACGAGCUCCAGUGUAAAGAUGACGAACUGACGGCAAGCAAGGAAGUGAUAAAAGUCCUCCGACAACAGCUGGACCUGGGAAGCAGGGAACAGGAGACCCUCAUCAAGCUAUAUGCGAAUUCAAGCAAUGAAAACUACACGCGGAUGCUCCACGAGAAGGACAAGCUUCUUCUCGAGCUCAGAAAUGAGCUUUACAUGUGCAAGCUGCAACUUGAAAGCACGCAGAACAGGCGAUGUUCUGUGGAGAGGGAACUUGAUGAUUUGAAAGACCAAAGCUCCCUGUACCAGGAAGUGCUGAAAGAAAAAGACAGGCUUCUGAUGUCGCUCACCAACGAGCUGCACGACAUUGAGGAAGAGAAAAAGGAAGAGCAGGCCACCAUAAUGCAGGCUGAGCAGGCGGAAGAGAACGCCUGUCGAGUCCAGAUGGCAAAGAUGGCUGAGGAGAUAGAGCAACUCAAGGAUGCAGUCGCAGCAUUCCAUGUGCAGAACAAAUUUCUCAACAAGGAAAUUCUCGAACUGAAUGAACUUCGAUGGAACUCGGAGGAGAGAGAACGGCAGCUCAUCAUAAAAUGCUCAAACGCAGAAGCUAGGCAUUACCAGACUCAGAGCAAGCUUCUCUUCCUUCUCAAAGAGCUCAACAGCCCGCAGGAAGGUGAAGCCGGUGUCCAAGCCAUUGUGAGUCAGCUUCUAGAAGAAGCCAUGCAUGACCCCACUGUUCCUAAGGAGGUGCAGGAAUCUUUCCAAACUAGUGACGAUGUCUACGACUCGUACGGGUUCAACCGAAAAUGGGGCAAGGAGUGCGACGUCGUCGUCUCCAAGGCAGAGAACCUGAAGAGAAAGUCCGAGCACAUCUCGAGCACCAUGCAGGACCCACUUCAGAUCUCGUGGCGAGUGAAAUGGGAGAACUACCGAGCCAACAUCAUCCCUGGACGAGCACUCCAAAAGACACCAGAGUUGAAGGCUCUCAUACGCACAAGCAUUCCUCAAGAAUUCAGAAGCCAGAUGUGGAAAGGGUGUGUCGAGUUCCAUGUUGGCCAGGAAAGAGCAGAGAAAGGUCCUGGGUAUUACGAAGACUUGGUGAUGUCCCCGCCUUUAACUAAUACCUGUGACCCCGCUGUAAAGCAGAUUGAACUCGACCUGCUGAGAACUUUGCCAAACAACCGGCAUUACGAAACUCCCGAUGCUCCAGGAAUCAAUCCUCUUCGUCGAGUUCUGCUUGCCUACAGCAGAAGGAAUCUCAUAGUAGGAUACUGCCAGGGUUUGAACAGGCUGGCAGCCAUCGCUUUGCUCUUCAUGUCCGAAGAGGACGCGUUCUGGUGCCUUGUCGCCGUCGUUGAGUACAUCAUGCCGCGCGAUUACUACAGCCGCACUCUGGAGGCCUCUCAAGUGGAUCAGCGAGUCCUCAAGGACUUGAUGGCCGAAAAGCUGCCCCGCCUCAGCGCCCACUUGGAAGCUAACAAAGUGGACCUGUCCCUGUUCACCUUCAACUGGUUCCUCACCGUCUUUGUGGACACUAUCCCAGCCGAGACGUACCUCUACAUCUGGGAUGUGUUUCUCUACGAGGGAAACAAGGUCCUCUUCCGCUUUGCCCUUGCGAUCUUCAAAAUCUGCGAGACGGAAAUCUUGGCUCAGGAGGACUAUAUGGCCAUCAACCGCUACCUGCGAACCAUGUCGGAGAGGAUCACCGACAUCCGACAGCUCGCUCAGGUUGCUUUUGGUGACCUGAAUCCAUUCCCGAUGAGAGUGAUCAAUGCCAAGCGGGUACAGCACAUGCAAGCUGUCAAGGAACAGCUGCGGAAGUUGGACGAAAUACGCAACUCAUUACCAACAAGGAAGGUGCAGGAGUGCAGCAGUCCAGUGUCAUCCGAUGAUCCGUCGAAGUAGACCGAACGGCUGAGACUGUCCUGCUGUUGGCGUCGCAUCACGAGAAUCACAAGUGCCAUCAAUUGUCGUCUGCCAGAAUCAAUGACAUUGUAAUGCCUUAUGACCAAGACCAAGACGUUGUGAAAAGGCUGUCGUCGAUUGAAUGUGAUAAUUUUUUUAAAGCCACCCAUCUGCUUUAUAUGAUUGUGCGCUGUAUGCUGUUGCUUAAUAACACCAAUCAAGAAGAGUAAGGAGGCUUCCCCACGAUAUGCCUCAUUGGCUUCUAUUUUAAUGGAACCUGCAAAGCAUUGUGAAAGCUGUGGUUAGUGCUAGCUAGUCAGUGGUAGGGGUGUGUGAAUGUUAAAAUUUUCUAAGUGAAUAGAGUAUGAAAAAAAAAAAAAUGUCCUUCAAUUCGCAAUGGGAAUUUGGGAUAAAACAAUUUUUUUUUUUCUUUUUUCACAUGCAGGAACAAGGAUACAAUGGACAAGGGAAAAAUUGGCUGAUAUAUAUAUUCCUUUAAGCAAAUUCUUUUUAUGUAGAUGUAAACUAGUGUACGCUCCGCUGCUUUAAAAUAUUCAAGUGAAUACUAUUGAAUCAAAUGUUUUUUAGAUAAAGGAAUGUGGACAUAAUGGAAAAAACGGAAUUUGUUGAUUAACGUUCCUUAAAGCUGAGCUAGCAGGUCAGGGUCACUGUACAUUACAAUGCAACACAAGAGUGGCUAUAAAAAAUUUCUAUUGCAUCAACCUUUUAUGUGCCACUCUUGUAGCUAGCCUUCGCUUGUAUUCAUGAUCCUCGUUCAGGCUUUAGUAAUCAUACUGCGCCCGAUACUUAGCCAAACAAAUAUAUUGUCUGAUUUUAUGAUAGAAUAUGAAUGAAAUAGCAGAAUGCAGAUUGUCUGCACAUCUCUACUAGUGAUAAGGGACCAAACGUUAAAGCUGUAAAGGCUUGUGAUUGGAUGACAUCCUGGCUACUGUUAUUGGCCAGGAAACUUGGUGUUGGCCGCUCACAAUCAUUUCUCUAUGUUCAAGCUGUCUCUAUAGUUUGGCCCCUUAUUGGCUGGGAACUGCUUGCUAGCUUUCACAACGCUGUGUAGUUUUAACAUUGCUGAAAUAGGUACGCGCAGUGUGUCUUUUUACGUGCAAUAUGUAUGUGUACUACUCAAGAUCACUUUGUGUGCAUUUUUCGAAGUGUGCUCAACACUUACUGGCACACUGUUUCGUUGACAAGAACUUUGAUGAUAUGUUUGGCGAUGCAGCCAUGCCAGUAAGCCAACCUACUGUAUUUUUCAGAGGUGCGUAUUGUUGCCUUACGUUUUUGCACUUUUGAUACAAGGCUACGACUUACAUACUAUGGAUAGCGAGCCCAAACACAUGACAAUGCUUGCACGUAAUCAUUUAUCAAACAUAAUUACGACCUCUGGAAAUGGUGCAGUCUUAGAUUUAUGUUAACGUAUGUACUGGCAUAUCAUAGAUGAUGCUGGAAGCAGAAACAUUGAUAGCGCAUUUCAAUCUAAGGUGGUGAAAAGACAGUUUAUGUAUUAGUAGUAGAAUGCUCGCAAAUACAAUAUAUUUUAAGAGCUGUAUAUCGCAAGCAAGCACUGCUACUUAGAUGUUUAUGAGCCUAGGCAAUAUUCUAACACAGCACAUGAUUUAGCAAAUGCAAGCAGCCUGCAUGCUGUUUUGCUUGAACAAAACUUAAAAUUACUUUGUAAUGCACUCUGUGUUGAUGGUGGAAGCAUGUUUUAAUACUAACUGUAAUGAAUUUGUGCAUUGCAAAUACCGAGUCUUGGUCUGUGAUAUAUUGACGCCUUAUUCCAGAAGUGUUAAUCUUAACUUGUCUUUUUUUUACAUAUUAACAUGAACAGGGCAAAUUAAUCUUCAUUUGGAAUGCUAAUUUCAAGCACUGAACUCAACAAUGCAUACAUUUUAUGCUCAAUGACAAAUAAUGCGCAUCUAGAAGUGCCUUGGGCAAGAACGAGAUGUUUUCUGCAUGCAAAUUGCUACCUUUGUGUCAUAGUUUUCUUGCUAAUAGCGCUCUUAAUUGCAUAUAUCAUUCCAUAUAAAAAAAAUUUACGAGCAAGAAAGCACCGACGUAUAUUUACUUACUUUCCUGCAAGGCUUUGCUAUAUACUUAGUCGACAUAUAGAAUGACCUUAUUUAAAUAUUGAAGAUAACAAUCUGCUAGAUAUAUAAAGAAUGACUGCUUCAAAGGCAUGCAAUAUUAACACCACCUUAAAAGUGCUGUGUAAUAUUUUUGUAACAUAACAGACUAUGCUCUGCACUUUCUAUAUUUUUUGUUCUUUUGCUCACAGAGACCCUGUGUGGGCUUGCUGAAUUGUAUAACACUUCAAGAACAAUAAAUAUGAAUUUCUAUAUCUGA